AAGCGACCGAUCUGCAUUCUCUCGUCUCGGCUAGGGUUUCAAGUACAGUUCCGAGUUGAAAAAUCAAUGGCGACGAAGGCUACCAUGGUGAGCUCGGCCGGCGGGUUGCUGGCAAUGCUUAACGAGAGUCAUCCAGAGUUGAAGCUGCAUGCGCUCUCCAAUCUCAACAGAUUUGUUGACCAGUUUUGGCCGGAGAUCUCCACCAGUGUUCCUAUAAUAGAGAGUAUAUAUGAGGAUGAGGAAUUUGACCCGCACCAGAGACAACUUGCUGCAUUGCUUGUCUCUAAGGUCUUCUAUUAUUUGGGAGAACUGAAUGAUUCCUUGUCUUAUGCCCUUGGAGCUGGUUCCCUUUUUGAUGUUUCAGAGGAUUCUGAUUACGUUCAUACUCUUCUUGCCAAGGCAAUAGAUGAGUAUGCCAGCCUUAGGUCAAAAGCAGCAGAAUCAAAUGAUGAAGCAGCAAAUGUGGAUCCUAGGUUGGAGGCAAUUGUGGAGAGAAUGUUGGAUAAGUGUAUUGCAGAUGGAAAAUACCAACAGGCUAUGGGAGUUGCAAUAGAGUGUCGGAGACUAGAUAAGCUUGAAGAAGCAAUUACUAGGAGUGAUAAUGUUCCUGGAUCUUUAUCAUACUGCAUGAAUGUCUCCCAUUCAUUUGUGAAUCGUCGAGAGUAUCGGCGUGAGGUUCUUCAUCUUCUUGUUAAUGUAUUCCAAAAGUUGCCUUCGCCAGACUAUUUGAGCAUUUGUCAGGGUCAAAUGUUCUUGGAUGCACCUGAAGGUGUUGCUAGUAUCUUGGAAAAGCUUCUUCAAUCUGAGAAUAAGGAUGAUGCUCUAUUGGCAUUUCAAAUUGCCUUUGAUCUAGUAGAGAAUGAGCACCAGGCUUUUCUCCUAAAUGUCAGAGAUCGCCUUUCGGCUCCCAAGUCUCAACCCUUGGAAACUUCACAGCCAGGAUCCAGUGAUUCAGCAAUUGCUCAAAGUGAAAACUCUGCUAGCCAAGAGGAUGUUCAGAUGACAGAUAGACCUACUGGUACUACACAGGCACGUGAGGUUGAUCCAAAUGAUGUGAUGUAUUCAGAGAGGCUGAAAAAAAUCAGAGGAAUCUUGUCUGGAGAGACAUCAAUUCAGUUGACUCUACAAUUCUUAUACAGUCAUAAUAAAUCAGAUCUUCUAAUAUUAAAGACAAUAAAGCAGUCUGUUGAAAUGAGGAACAGUGUCUGUCAUAGCGCAACAAUAUAUGCAAAUGCAAUUAUGCAUGCUGGAACAACGGUAGAUACAUUCCUUCGGGAUAACCUGGACUGGCUGAGCAGAGCUACCAAUUGGGCCAAGUUCAGUGCAACAGCAGGGCUUGGUGUUAUUCAUAGAGGUCAUCUGCAGCAGGGUAGGUCUCUAAUGGCACCUUACCUGCCUCAGGGUGCGACAGGUGGUGGUGGUAGUCCAUAUUCUGAAGGUGGUGCACUUUAUGCUCUGGGUCUUAUUCAUGCCAACCAUGGGGAGGGCAUAAAGCAAUUUCUUCGUGAUAGCUUACGCAGUACGAAUGUAGAGGUUAUCCAGCAUGGUGCAUGCUUAGGUCUUGGUUUGGCAGCUCUAGGAACUGCUGACGAGGAUAUAUAUGAUGACAUCAAAAGUGUGCUUUAUACUGACAGUGCCGUUGCUGGUGAAGCUGCUGGUAUCAGUAUGGGUUUACUCAUGGUUGGAACUGCAAGUGAGAGGGCUAGUGAGAUGCUUGCUUAUGCACAUGAGACACAACAUGAAAAAAUCAUAAGGGGUUUGGCACUGGGGAUAGCUCUUACUGUUUAUGGAAGAGAAGAAGAGGCAGAUACAUUAAUUGAGCAGAUGACACGGGAUCAAGAUCCCAUACUACGUUACGGCGGUAUGUAUGCCUUGGCAUUGGCAUACAGUGGAACCGCAAAUAACAAGGCUAUUCGUCAGCUGCUGCAUUUUGCUGUAUCAGAUGUCAGUGAUGAUGUUAGGAGAACUGCUGUUCUAGCUCUUGGGUUUGUGCUUUACUCAGAACCAGAGCAGAUGCCUCGAAUUGUCUCGUUGCUCUCUGAGUCUUAUAACCCACACGUUCGCUAUGGUGCGGCUCUUGCAGUUGGCAUUUCUUGUGCUGGCACUGGCCUGAGUGAGGCCAUAUCAUUGCUUGAGCCUUUGACAUCAGAUGUUGUUGAUUUUGUUCGUCAAGGUGCCCUUAUAGCAAUGGCUAUGGUUAUGGUCCAAAUUAACGAAGCCAGUGAUACUCGUGUCGGAGCAUUCAGACGGCAAUUGGAGAAAAUAAUACUUGAUAAGCAUGAAGAUACAAUGAGCAAGAUGGGAGCUAUCUUGGCCUCUGGGAUCCUAGAUGCUGGUGGGAGGAAUGUGACCAUAAGAUUACUUUCUAAGACAAGACAUGAUAAGGUCACUGCAGUUGUUGGUCUUGCAGUGUUCAGCCAGUUUUGGUAUUGGUACCCCCUCAUCUAUUUCAUAAGCUUGUCAUUCUCUCCCACAGCUUUUAUUGGCCUGAACUAUGGCUUGAAAGUUCCAAGUUUUGAAUUCUUAUCACAUGCAAAACCUUCACUCUUUGAGUAUCCAAAACCAACUACAGUACCCACCACCACAUCUGCUGUGAAACUUCCAACAGCUGUUCUGUCAACAUCAGCAAAGGCAAAAGCUAGGGCUAAUAAGAAAGAGGCAGAGCAAAAGGCUAAUGCUGAGAAGUUACCUGGUUCUGAGUCCAAAGGAAAAUCAAGUGAGAAAGAUGGGGAGUCGAUGCAGGUUGAUACCCCUGCAGAGAAGAAAACAGAACCUGAGCCAGCCUUUGAAAUUUUGACAAACCCAGCAAGAGUUGUUCCAGCUCAGGAAAAAUUCAUCAAGUUCUUGGAAGAUAGCAGAUAUGUGCCAGUAAAGUUAGCCCCAUCUGGGUUUGUUCUCCUGAGAGACUUGCGUCCAAAUGAACCCGAGGUACUUUCUCUAACAGACACACUUGCACCCACGGCAUCAACUGCCGCUGGAUCAGGUGCAGGGCAGCAGGGUUCUGCAUCUGCCAUGGCUGUCGAUGAGGAACCUCAGCCACCCCAGCCAUUUGAGUACACCUCAUAAUUCAUGUUUCAUUGAUUUGGACUAGUGUUGCAGUUCUCUUUUUCUGGACUUGGGUGUAAAUUUUUGAACUUAUUAUUUUUAGUUGUACGCAUAACUUUUGUUGUAUUUUCAAAGUAAGUUCUGUACGUUUACUUCUUUCAGGGUUUCCUUUCUCCAUUGAUUGAUAUCUCAAUCCUAAUUUCCAACAUUAUUAUGCUAUAUAAUAACAUAUCAUAUUACAU
Rubroshorea leprosula is the source of this 3287-nucleotide messenger RNA. Lineage: Eukaryota; Viridiplantae; Streptophyta; Magnoliopsida; Malvales; Dipterocarpaceae. The record is from the annotation of a GenBank genome assembly.